AUGACGACCCUACCUCAAGCGCUCUUCUUCGACGUCUUUGGAACAAUCGUCGAAUGGCGCAUCAGCGUCACCAAGUCCUUGCAGGAUGCAGGCCAGAAAGCACUUGAAGAUACACACAGGGAGCUCUCAGCCGACCUGCGGUCUCGAAUUUCAUCAUUCACCGAGGCAGAUUGGCUCGGCAUCGCCGAAGAAUGGCGGAAAUCAUACGGCGAAUUCACCAGGUCUUUUGACGCGUCCAAGCCUUUUGUGAGUGUCGAUCAGCAUCAUCGCACUGCGCUACAAGACAUCCUGGAAAAUCACGCCCUUCAGGGUUUAUUCAAUGACGACGAGCUCAAAGAGUUGACUCUUGCAUGGCACCGGUUGACUCCGUGGCCGGACAGCUCGCGUGGACUCGAGCUUUUGAACAAUCAAUUCAUCACCUCGACUCUAUCCAAUGGCAAUGUUUCACUAUUGGAAGACCUCCAAGAAUACGGGAAUCUGCCAUUCGCUCAUUUGAUCAGCUCCGAGAAUUUUGGUGCAUACAAACCUUCACCUCAGGUCUAUCUGGGCGCUGCCAAACUAUUGCAAAUCGAGCCCGUGCAGUGCGCACUUGUGGCGGCACACUUGGAAGAUCUUCAGGCAGCGCGAAAGUGCGGCUUCCAGACAAUUUAUGUGGAGCGAGACCAGGAGGAGGCAUGGACGGCUGAGAAGGCCGCGCAGGCGAAAGAGGAUGGAAUGGUCGAUAUGUGGGUCAAGAUUGACGAAGAGGGUCUGAUCGAAGUCGCUCGGCGCUUUGGCAUUUCGGAGUAG
Messenger RNA from Penicillium diatomitis, 789 nucleotides. RefSeq names its product haloacid dehalogenase, type II. NCBI's taxonomy places the organism in Eukaryota, Fungi, Ascomycota, Eurotiomycetes, Eurotiales, Aspergillaceae. The transcript has a single exon. Gene Ontology annotation, molecular function: hydrolase activity, acting on halide bonds, in C-halide compounds. The coding region runs from base 1 to 789 and encodes 262 amino acids. The record is from RefSeq and is a predicted model, not a curated record.